Messenger RNA from Salarias fasciatus (jewelled blenny), 2804 nucleotides. It is a transcript of the gene dyrk3, whose product is annotated as dual specificity tyrosine phosphorylation regulated kinase 3. The transcript has 7 exons. The record is from RefSeq and is a predicted model, not a curated record. Gene Ontology annotation, cellular component: cytoplasm; nucleus; cytoskeleton. Lineage: Eukaryota; Metazoa; Chordata; Actinopteri; Blenniiformes; Blenniidae. Gene Ontology annotation, molecular function: protein serine/threonine kinase activity; protein serine/threonine/tyrosine kinase activity; ATP binding. Bases 823 to 2775 code for a protein of 650 amino acids. Gene Ontology annotation, biological process: peptidyl-serine phosphorylation; cytoplasmic stress granule disassembly; positive regulation of cell cycle G2/M phase transition.
ACUCGGAGCUCGGUGAAGACGCCCUUAGCAACAACACACAGCCGCGUCGAAUAAGAUAGUCGCAGCGCUCCGGAGAAGGAUUUAACACUCGUGCAGCUUUUACCGCGCGGACUUCCAGCGAGGCUGCUGCUCGAAGGGGAUCCCCCGGCUGGUUCUGCACCCGGAACAUGGGGCUUGAAUACAGCUAGCCUUAUCCGGCUAGCCAUCUGCCCCGAAGGCGAGCGAGGCAGCCCCCCAACAGCCGUCCCGAAGGAGGACAAAUCCCGGGGGCUCGACGAGAGCGGUAGCAUCGCUAACUGCGGAGCCAGCUAACCAGGAAUAAGCACGGGAAUGGUGCUCUGGACCGACUCACUGUACCGACAGAGAGAGGCGAGGGGCACCCGGCUCAGACCACCCAGCGGUAAUAUCGGGACUAUUUUUAAGAGAGGGAGCGGCUCCGCUCUCCGGAGGACCAGCGGUCUGUGGCAGGACGAGCUAGCGGGCUAGCUAGCCGAGAGAGACGACCCCCACCGCCUGUUCAGGUUUUUCAAACUGCAGCCGGAGCAGCGAGGCAGCCUCACAACACUGUGAUUUUAAUACGAAAAGAGCAAAAAAAGAAGAAGAAAAUACUGUCAAAGCCAAAAAGCAGUGAGCUAGUCGGAAACAGCUUGAGUUUUAGUCCGAACGAAACGCUUGGACUGAGCUCAUAAACAAAACACUGCCGCGGAAAAAAAACUUUGUUGCUUUUAGCUUCGUGUGCUAGUUUGAACUUUCGUUUUUAGUUUUUGUCACUUUGGGAUUCCUCUUCACUUCGGAUGCUGGCAUCACUUAUAAAUUGCAAUCAUGAUGAUAAUAAGCAGGAAACCAGAGGGCCCAAUAGCAACAGCACGCCACGGCGAUGGUCUCUACGACUCGUACAUGAGGACAGACCACAUUCUUAAAGAAGACACUGACACAAACAGUCCAUCCGGGCUGCCCCCGAUGCCCAAACACACGGUUGUCAGUAACAAGACUGUCAUGAGGGAUCAGGUGACUGUGCGAGGCGGCCAGCUGAAGGUCAAGUAUCUUUAUGAAGACUCGACCAACAACCGCAAGAUUAAUGCCAUAACCACAGCGACCACUCAGAACAGUGGGACCACCAGCCAGACCCCCAGUAAGCCCACCUCAGUCUCCAGCGGAUCCAAGGAGCACAGCGUUGACAGCACUGACUCCACGAAGGGCUCCAGCGACUCGUCGGGCACGCUCGGAGCCGAGAACGUUGGCAACUCCGCCAAGGUCUGCGGCCCGCUCACGCCCGACCAGGCCCUGAGGCUGUACCGGCCUCAGCUCACCGGCCUGGAGCAGACGGAGAUCCACUCAUAUCCAGACAUCUACUUUGUUGGACCCAAAGCCAAGAAGAGGCCUGCCGUCGCCGGGGGCAACAACAACUGCGGCUACGACGACGAGCAGGGCGGCUACAUCCACGUCCCUCACGACCACCUAGCUUACCGCUACGAGUUCCUCAAGAUCAUCGGUAAGGGGAGCUUCGGCCAGGUGGCGAAGGUGUACGACCACAAGCUCCAGCAGCACCUGGCCCUGAAGAUGGUGCGGAACGAGAAGCGGUUCCACCGACAGGCCCAGGAGGAAAUCCGCAUCCUGGAGCACCUGCGCAAGCACGACCGCAACGGCACCAUGAACGUGGUGCACAUGCUGGAGAACUUCACCUUCCGCAACCACAUCUGCAUGACCUUCGAGCUGCUGAGCAUGAACCUGUACGAGCUCAUCAAGCGCAACAAGUUCCAGGGCUUCAGCCUGCCGCUGGUCAGGAAGUUCGCACACUCCAUCCUGCAGUGCCUGGAGGCGCUGAGCCGGCACCGGAUCAUCCACUGCGACCUGAAGCCGGAGAACAUCCUCCUGAAGCAGCAGGGCCGCAGCGGCAUCAAGGUCAUCGACUUCGGCUCCAGCUGUUUCGAGCACCAGCGGGUGUACACCUACAUCCAGUCCCGUUUCUACCGAGCGCCCGAGGUGAUCCUGGGCUCCCGGUACGGCCUCCCCAUCGACAUGUGGAGCUUCGGCUGCAUCCUGGCCGAGCUGCUGACCGGCUACCCUCUGUUCCCCGGCGAGGACGAGGGCGACCAGCUGGCCUGCGUCAUGGAGCUGCUCGGCAUGCCCCCGCAGAAGGUCCUGGAGCAGGCCAAGAGGGCAAAGAACUUCAUCAACUCCAAGGGCCACCCCCGCUACUGCGGCGCCAACACCCUGCCCACCGGCGCCACCGUGCUGACGGGCUCCCGCUCCCGCCGCGGCAAGAUGAGAGGCCCCCCCGGAAGCAAGGAGUGGAGCGCCGCGCUAAAGGGCUGCGAGGACCCCACCUUUACUGACUUCAUAAAGAAGUGUUUGGACUGGGACCCCUCCUCCCGCCUCACGCCGGGCCAGGCCCUCAGACACCCCUGGUUGUACCGCAGGCUCCCCAAGCCCCUCCCCGGGGCCGAGAAGAGCCAGGGCCCCCCUGUGAAACGACUCCCCGAGCACCACAGCACCUCCUUCCCCUCCAUCCUGGCCAAGGGGGGGCCGAGCCUAGGCACCACAGCUGCCAACAACAAACUGAGGAGCAACAUGAUGGGGGAUUCAGGGGAAGCCAUACCUCUGCGCACAGUCCUCCCCAAACUGGUCUCUCUCUCCACUUCCUCCUUUAUGCACUCCUCAGGAGGAGUCCCGAUAAAGCAGGAAGUGUUUUUAAAACUCGUUUGGUUGUUCUUAUAUUUGUUUUCUACUGCGAGGUGUCGACACCUCCAGUUGUUGGUUUUUAAUAUUAGAUGAAUGGAGAGAGGGAGAGAGAGAGAGAUGAU